Rangifer tarandus platyrhynchus (Svalbard reindeer) is the source of this 276-nucleotide messenger RNA. The record is from the annotation of a GenBank genome assembly. Lineage: Eukaryota; Metazoa; Chordata; Mammalia; Artiodactyla; Cervidae.
AUGGGGUGGGCGGGGCCGGCCGCCGGCCAAUCCUCGGGCCGCCAGGGAGGGCCGGCCAGUCCCGCGCCUCUACGUCACAGCCGACGGCGCCGCUCUCCGGAAGCCGAGCCCGAGAGAAUGGUGGUGGUGGUGGGGACGGGCCAGGGCUGCAGUCUGCGGUCAACAGGAAACGGGCUGCUGGCCAUUCCAUCGGCCUCUGUCGCCAGUAACGAAGUAGCAUCCCGAACUGGGCCCCUCCUAUCCUCCUGUUUUACCCUGGGCUUCCGGGAUUUCUAA